AUGUCGCCUCCCACGCAGACGCCUCCGCCGCAUCUAGGGCAGCAGCAGCAUCAACCACCGCAUCACCGACACUCCCACAGCUCCGGCAGCUAUGGACCGCCACCGCCUCGGCCGCCUGUUGGUGUAGGGCCGCCGCCACCCAGCUCCUUUGGCUCCGGUAGGGAUUUGCCCGCGCUCAACUCACUUACGCGAUCCUCGCCAGGCGCUGGCAGCUCCAUGUCGAUAUCGUCGAUGCUGGGCGGUCCGCCCCCGGCCUCACGCGAGUCGCAGCCUCCUCCCUCACACUACUCGCCGCACUCCGCUCCCCCGACCGCAUCAGCUCCUCAGUACGGCCCGUCUGUUCAUGCAUCGCCUCGUAUGCACUCGGCCUCUUCCGAAUACACCCCCUUUCGACGCCCCCAGACGCCAGACCAUCAACGAAACUACGACCCGCGCGGGAGCGCCGCCCCUUCUCCUCGAGGCCAUUACGCCACAACCCCUGAUGCUCAAAGAUAUGGUACGCCGCAGUCUUAUCAUGCCAGGCAUCCAUCAGCCCCUGCGGAAUCCGGACGAGAAACGGGCAGAAUAUCGGCUGGCCCGCCGAAUACGGCGGGCAAUCAGCCCAAGCCCUUCGGCAGCCUGCCGCGGCCGAUGGAUUUGGGGCGAGCGCCGCAAGAAGACCAGUAUGCACGCCGCGAUGACCCUCGCCAUGGCGCAGACUACCUAGAUCGCACUGCGCAGCGGCAUUAUCCUUUUGACGACCGAUACCGACUGGAGCGAGACAGGCAGACUGGCCCCGACCAACGAGAGCGAGAAGCGAGGGAGCAUGCAUACGCCGGUGGAGAACCGCGCCACGGCCCGCCAGAGCUCAACCCCCGAAACCAGCCAUCCUAUCCCAGGCAGCCAGAGCCAGCCGACCAACGCGAACCGCCUCGCGACCAUCACUGGGCUCGUCAGGCACCUGAUCAUAAUUAUCGCGCGCCCAUGGACCAUCAGCGUGGCCAUCCUGAAUAUCCUCCCGCGUCCGGCCACUACGCGCCCCAUGGCUCUGCUUACCAAACGGCGCCGCCUCAGCAUCAAGACCGCUACGCACCCACCUCGCAUCCCCAUCCUCAAGCCUCUGCGGGUGGCCCUGUGCAGCCCUACGACUCCCCCGACCGAGCCCCUUUAGAACGUAUGCACUCUGGAGGUCGCCCCCGCGAAGACCAACAGCAGCAGCCUCCUGCUGGGUAUCACAACCCAGCGCAUGGCCCCGCGCCGUACGACCCUGCCCGACAGAGAAACGGGGAUGAGCAGGGCAGUCAAAUUCAUCAGCGCAACCUUCUGGGUGUGCAGGAGAUGAAUCGAAAAGGGCGUAUGUCGCCGCUCCCACAAGCAGUACAGGGCGCCCAGCCACAACAGCCAGGACCCGCCGGCGAGCCAGGCAUCAAGAGUGAAUUUGGUCGCAUGUUUGCCGGCAUAGGUAGUGGUGUAGGCAAUAUGGGUGCAUCCAGCCCUGUUACAUCUGCGCCCAGCGGGCAGGCCGGUGCUGCUGCCCUGUCCAAAGACGAAGACCCUGCUGAGGGUGCCAAGAAGCCGAGAAGAAGAAAGCUCAAAGAUGACGUGGACAGGCCUGACGAUGAGAGCUCGGGAAGACGUACUCCUGUUGGACGAGGGGCUAAGCGCGUCAAAGGCCAUCACCAUCAUCACCAUCACCACCAUCACCAUCAUGCGCCCGAUUCAGUGUCUUCGCCGUUGGUUGGGAUAACGCCACUUAAGAGCGGCAAAUCCGGCACGCCAAUCGAGAACGCAACAGACAAGGCCGCAGCCGCAGCGCACCAUCACCAUCAUCACCAUCAUCACCAUGCCGGACGACCUGGACAAAGUACCACGCCUCAACCGAAGCCCGCUGAAAUACAAGCUCCCGUCAUUCCGCCAAAGACGAAGACCGUUGUAUCGUCCAAGGCUGUCCUGGAGUCGCUAUCACACAAACCCCGACAUCACCUCGGGGACUUUGUCUACGAGACAGAAAUCAAGACAGGAAGGCUGGUGCCCCGAGCAUCCACCAACCGUGGCUUCUCCUCAACACCUAAGCCUCUGCCCCUGGAGCGCAUCAAGGGCAAAGAGAAUAGCACAUUGACGAUCAAGGUUCCUCGCAUCCACCUCACACCUGUUGCGAGAGAGGAGAUUACCGCCAGAGCGUUCUUGUGGGGGACCGACGUAUACACCGACGACUCUGACCCAGUUGCGGCCUGCAUUCACGCCGGGUGGAUCAUGGGAGAAUGGACUGAAGACGUGGACACUGCCAUGCUUAGUUUGUAUGAGACUAACGGCGUCAAGGAGAACAAAAAGCAAAAGGUACCUGCAGAGCUAUCCUCUGAAGGCAUCAUCUCAUCAGUCCCCAAAUCUGGCCCGAUGCCAAUUCCAGCAGACAGGGAUUUGCACAUCAAUGUUAUCAUUGUGCCGCGUCUUCUCAAGUACGGUGGCUGCACCAGGUUCGGCUUGACCAGCCGCGAAUUCGGCGGCGAGUUUGGCAGUCGUCACGCUGUGCACGAUGGUGUCAGCUAUAUGAUUGAGAGCAUCCGAUGGGUCGCCAACGGUGGACAGCCGCAAGCCCGCCUCCGCGGCCAAGCGCGACGCGACCGCAUGCGCAAGGCCAUGGUCGAGGUCAACGCCAGCCUUGGUAACAUCACCGGCCUGGAACGCGCACUGGAAAAAGAACGCAUAAGCAAGCUGCGUAGCGAGAUUACGAGCAACUGGUGGAAACAAGCGGAAGCUCAAGACGGUAGUGGUGUUGCCGAGAAGACGAGCACUGCCCACGGAUCGCCGUCGGACAAAGAGAACCGAACGGCCGCUCCCGAUGCCAAGACCGCGGCCGAUGCUGCUGUGCCUGUGCUGAAGGAGAUUUCUGCCGAAAAGGAUGUCGCAAUGGGCGAGGGAGAGGACAUGAAGCCUAAGGACGCAGAUGAGCUGGGGCAGCUGGCGGCAUAG
This is a messenger RNA of Akanthomyces muscarius, 2949 nucleotides long. RefSeq lists its product as uncharacterized. The transcript is spliced from 2 exons. Lineage: Eukaryota; Fungi; Ascomycota; Sordariomycetes; Hypocreales; Cordycipitaceae. Bases 1 to 2949 code for a protein of 982 amino acids. The record is from RefSeq and is a predicted model, not a curated record.